AAGUGCGUUUCUUUAAAACUUCAUGAAUACCUAUUUAUGUCGUUGAAAAGUGGAGAUUGAAAAAUAUGAAUCGAAAAUUACUGCUCAUCCUUUGCCAAAUGGGAUACUUCGCAGACACACUGCAAGAGGGCGAGAAAAAAGGAUACUACGUUUGUGACAGUGACGUAUGUAAAGAGCGGGCAAAACAAAUUAUGGAUUCGAUAGACACAUCCGUUGGACCCUGCGAUGAUUUCUACGCCUACGCCUGUGGUGGUUGGAGGGAAAAAAACAGCGACAAACUUAACGGACGAUCGUCUUUUGGUAUUAUUCAGAUGCUCAGUGAGAAUCUGAGACAAAGCCUGAAAAGAAUAAUGGGAAAUAUUCCACUUGUAACAGAAAAUCAGACCAUCGUAGAAAAGAUCGCCAUAGCGUUCAAAUCCUGUGUAGCUCUUUCGGGUGCCGAAGAGCCGUAUGAAGAUUUCCUUCAAAUAUUGAAGGCAUCUGGACUUGAAGGGUGGCCGAUUGCGCCUGAAAUCAGUGAUCCAACCUCAAUCAAGACAAGCUCGAAAGAAAUGCUGCUGCAAACUGGAAUGCAAUCUGUACUCGGCUUUUAUGUCGGGAGAGGUGCGAUAGAUCCCGCUUCCUAUUACAUACAGCUUGACCAAGUUGACUUCAAUUUGUUGCAACGAGACGUACUCCUGCACCCAGGCAGCGAGGAGAACAAGCCUGUAAUUGACACCUACAAAACGCUAAUGGAAAAAGCAAUGGAGUUCGUGAGACCAAACAUCUCAAAAGAAGAGGUCGCCAGUAUCUCGGAGACACUUCUGGAAUUUGAGGGGCAGCUGGCCAAUCUCACUACUCCACCAGAAGACAGGCAGGAUGUCUCAAAUAUUUAUCACCACAUUACUAUCGGCGAACUGCAGAAGAAAUAUCCGGAUUUCCCCCUGCUGAAACUGCUCAACCGCGAGUUCUCCAUGGCCGAUAUCACGUUGAAUGAAACGGAGUAUCUAGAUUUUUAUGCCAUGAGCUACUAUAGCAAGCUGACAGAGUUCCUCCAUCAAGUGAAGCCUGACGUACUGUUCAACUACGCCGGCUUCCGCAUGGUGAUCAGCUUGGGCGAAUAUGCUUCCAAAGAAAUUCGAAAUGCAUUAUCGGAAGUGAGAGGAGAUCCCACUGAAAAUUAUGAUUGGAAAAAGUGCAUACAAUUGUUCAGAGAACAAACGACAGAUAUUAUGGACUAUUUGUAUGUGCAAGAAAUGUUCAGCCUUGAAGGCAAGAUAGAGGUGGAAUAUAUAGUCGAGAAGCUUACAGAGUCUUUCAGUAAAAUUGUGCAGAGCAGCGAUUGGAUGGAUGACCACACUAAGAAAAUAGCACUCGAAAAGCUCAUCAAAAUGAAAUCGAAGAUUGGCUACCCGUUGCGGUUGACGAGCACCGAUUAUAUCGAUGAACUCUAUAACAGAGUUCCACCCGUCACCCUCCAGAAUUCAUUCCUAUAUAUAUGGGACAAAAUAUUAGAAAGCAACUACAUAAAUAAUUUGAAGCAGCUUCACGAAAACCACGACGAGGACGCAGAUUGGCCAGUCGGACCCGCCAAUGUCAAUGCUUUCUACAAUCCACAUGGCAAUGAAGUGGUGUUUCCUUCUGGCAUACUGCAGGAUCUCUUUUUCAAACAUGAACUUCCAUGGUCACUAAACUUUGGUUCUAUUGGUGCGGUGAUUGGACAUGAAAUCACACACGGACUUGACUUGACAGGAAGCCAGUAUGAUGCAGAAGGUCAACUGGAUCCUUGGUGGAGCGACCAAACGCACAAGAAUUACGAGGCAAAGGCGGCUUGUUUUAUAAGUCAAUAUGGCAAAAUAAUUAACCCAGAUGUAAACUUAACGCUUAGAGGAAGCGAUACUCUUAACGAAAACAUCGCAGACAAUGUUGGAUUGCGGAUGGCUUUCGCGGCGUAUCAAGAAAUAAUAAAGAAACGAUGCGAGAAAAAUGACACUCGAUUAAAUGGCCUCGAACACAUCUCUGGAAAAGAAUUAUUCUUCCUAUCGAAUGCAAUGGCAUGGUGUGAAGUCAUCACUGAGGACGGACUCCGGUGGGAUAUUGAAAAUAGCAGGUACAGUCCAAACCAAUACAGGCAAGUAAAGCUCUCGUUAUUUCGUGAUCACUCUUCAGGCGCAUGCAAUAUUUGCUGACGAAGUGGCGUGCAAGUACGGCAAUGACGAUUAGAAAGAUAUCACGUCAGCUCUAUAUUUCCGUCCCACACUGCGCCAUAGUGCGGUUACUCUCGGCAGCACAUCAUUGUGACGCAAUGCACACAAUAGUCAGACCCUGCAGGAAAGUACUCUAAUAGUUUUAGAGCAUGACAAGGCUGAUUCCACAAAUAUUAUUGUACAAUCAAUUUCCGCUUCUCUAUUCAGGCUGUCCCAGUAUGCCCAAAUUAUU
Dermacentor silvarum is the source of this 2418-nucleotide messenger RNA. Its product is annotated as neprilysin-1. The transcript is spliced from 19 exons. Gene Ontology annotation, molecular function: metalloendopeptidase activity. Bases 66 to 2168 code for a protein of 700 amino acids. The record is from RefSeq and is a predicted model, not a curated record. Gene Ontology annotation, cellular component: plasma membrane. NCBI's taxonomy places the organism in Eukaryota, Metazoa, Arthropoda, Arachnida, Ixodida, Ixodidae. Gene Ontology annotation, biological process: protein processing.